This is a messenger RNA of Striga hermonthica, 807 nucleotides long. The record is from the annotation of a GenBank genome assembly. NCBI's taxonomy places the organism in Eukaryota, Viridiplantae, Streptophyta, Magnoliopsida, Lamiales, Orobanchaceae.
AUGAUACACUCUAAUCGGCACCGACACCGACACCGACACCGACACCGACACCGGAAUUCUCUCUUGCAAGCGAAUCUCUCAGUGAAUUCUCUCCGGCACCGGCGGCAUUACAAAUUCAGCAAGAACAAGAGGAACUCCGCAUAUCGCAAAAUGGAUCUGCAUCCACCUUCGGGAGAGAAUUAUGCUCAUCCACAGAUAUGCUUCUUUCACGUGCUUUUUAAGGGUGCUGCCUUGGCAUUUUAUAUUCUUUCGGCUCUAUUUGUGGACAGUUUUGUGAUCAUAUUUGUGGUCACAGUACUUUUUGCUGCACUUGAUUUUUGGGUUGUCAAGAAUGUAAGUGGUCGUAUCUUGGUGGGCCUUAGGUGGUGGAAUGAGAUUAAUGAUAAUGGUGAAAGUGUGUGGAAAUUCGAAUGCCUUGACCAAGAGUCAAUGGCUCGAAUGAACAAGAAGGAUUCAUGGCUUUUCUGGUGGACCUUAUACCUUACAGCCGUCGCGUGGAUCUUUUUUGCUAUUUUCUCUCUGAUUAGAUUUCAAGCUGAUUAUCUUCUUGUUGUUGGUGUAUGCUUGACCCUUAGCAUAGCAAAUAUCAUUGGCUUUACUCGAUGCCGCAAAGAUGCUAAGAAGCAACUUCAAGCAUUUGCUACACAGACAAUUGCCUCUCGUGUAUCGUCGACCAUUCACUUGGGGCCCGUGCAGGCGGAAUUGAUGGCAUACGUGGCCCGCGGUGGGGCCGGUCAUGAUAUAAUUGUACGGGCUGCCCUAGCCGAGAAGGCUGGGGAAAAAGUCCGGCAGGAAGAUACUGCCUGA